Messenger RNA from Salvia splendens (bonfire salvia), 1063 nucleotides. RefSeq lists its product as uncharacterized. The record is from RefSeq and is a predicted model, not a curated record. Bases 409 to 900 code for a protein of 163 amino acids. The transcript is spliced from 3 exons. Lineage: Eukaryota; Viridiplantae; Streptophyta; Magnoliopsida; Lamiales; Lamiaceae.
UUAAUUAAAUAAUUUCCCACAAGGAAUUAAAUUAUCAGCCCAAAGAUUUAUUUUAACCUGGCCCAAGUUCUUAUUUUAUUUUCCAGGCCCAACUAAUUAUUUCACCCACCUUAAAACUUCUAAAGCCUAAAGAAAUUUAAAUGAAGCCCAUACUUUAAUAAUUCAUCCAAUUCCAAUUAAUGAGGCCCAAUUCCUAAAAGAAAACAAAAGGCCCAAAAUUAAUUAUACUCCCCCAUUCUCCCUCACGCCUAUCUCUCUCUCUUCUUCUCCCUCUCUCUUCUUCUCUCUCUCUUCGGCUAAGCUGGGAAUUUCCCAGAAUCCGUCGCCGUUUCCCAUCUCACCAGCCACCGCUGCCGUUGUAUAGUCGCCUCGCCGGAGCUGGCUACUGAUCCUUUGAUUUCGCCGGAGAUGGCCACUGAUAUCAGCGAUUUCGCCGCCGAUUCGUCGUCAUCGUCCAGCCACUGCAGCCGCUGCUCCGUCGCCGCAGGAAGACGCGGCUGUCGUCACCGGAAGCCGCGACGCCACUGCCGUCGUUGCUGCGCAGUCACCUCACCGGGAAGACGCUGCUCCCGUGCGUCCAGACCCCUCACCAUUGCGUCGACCCCCACGCCGGCGGCCUCUGCUCGUCGGUCAGCUACUGCUCGCCCCUCCGUCGCACGCCGUGUGGGGUCACCACUGACGUACAGCAGCGCCGAGUCCGGUGCGUGCUGUCGCUGCCUGUUGUUGCUGUCCGGUGGCUGCUCGAUGGUCCCCGAACAGCUCCAAAACGACACCGCGCAGCCCCGAAACCAACCCGAACCACCCCGCAAAGUUAUGAUAUGCACAAACUCUAGGCUAUUGCAGAGGAAAUUGAUAUACCUUUGUAGAUUGGGAACGAAUUGGCAUGAAAAAGAGGUAUAAUCGGUUCAAGUCCGUGGCUGUCCGCGCUGAAGUACCCGAUUUUCUUAGAACGCAGGAUGUAUAAAUUAAAUUUUGUUGGACUUUUGUUGGAUGUAUCGGACAUCAAGAUUUUGAAUUUUGGGAUCUUAUUUAUUUAUUUAUUUAUUUAAGUUUAUUAUAUUCA